Molecule: messenger RNA, 1945 nt
Organism: Psammomys obesus (fat sand rat)
Lineage: Eukaryota; Metazoa; Chordata; Mammalia; Rodentia; Muridae
Product: pantetheinase
Exons: 7
Coding region: 154-1689 (511 amino acids)
Molecular function (GO): hydrolase activity, acting on carbon-nitrogen (but not peptide) bonds, in linear amides
Source: RefSeq, a predicted model, not a curated record
UCUGGAAUUGUUGCUUUCAGGGACAAAGUUUUCUUAAAAUUAACCUUAAAAGUAUAUUGUGAAGACACCAAGGUCUGGGAACCACGUGACCCGCGCUUUCUUUAUAUAAACAGCAACCCACGCUUUGGCUUUCCGCAGUCUUUGGACUUCAGCAUGAGCCGAUCUUGGUGGCUGGCGUGUGCCGCGUUUUCCGUCUUCAGUGUCUUAAAAGCCAGCUCCCUGGACACUUUCGUCGCUGCUGUUUACGAGCAUGCGGUGAUCUCGCCUAGUGACGCCGCGUUACCCGUGUCUCCCAGUAAGGCACUGGCCUUAAUGAACCAGAAUCUGGAUAUUCUGGAAGGAGCGAUCGUAUCAGCGGCAAAGCAGGGUGCACACAUUAUCGUGACUCCAGAAGAUGGCAUCUAUGGGAUUCGUUUCACCAGGGAUACUCUCUACCCAUACUUGGAGGAUAUCCCAGAUCCUCAAGUGAACUGGAUCCCCUGUGAUAACCCAAACAGAUUUGGCUCCACCCCCGUGCAGCAGAGGCUCAGCUGCUUGGCCAAGAACAACUCGAUCUAUGUUGUUGCGAACAUGGGAGAUAAGAAGACGUGUAACACCAGCGACCCGAGGUGCCCUGCCGAUGGCCGCCUCCAGUACAACACCGAUGUGGUGUUUGAUUCCCAGGGCCGACUGGUCGCACGAUACCAUAAGCAAAACCUUUUCAUGGGAGAAGAACAAUUCAAUGCACCCACGGAGCCCGAGUUCAUAACUUUCGACACCCCGUUUGGAAAGUUUGGCAUCUUCACAUGCUUCGAUAUUCUCUUCCAUGAUCCUGCUAUCACCCUGGUGACACAGUUCCAGGUGGACACCAUACUGUUCCCAACAGCCUGGAUGGAUGUUCUACCUCAUUUGGCAGCCAUUGAAUUCCACUCAGCUUGGGCUAUGGGCAUGGGGGUCAAUUUUCUUGCAGCCAACCUACACAAUCCUUCAAGGAGAAUGACAGGCAGUGGCAUCUACGCACCAGAUUCUCCAAGGGCCUUUCACUACGAUAGGAAGACCAACGAGGGAAAACUUCUUCUGGCACAGCUGGAUUCCCACCCACGUCACUCCGCAGUGAACUGGACCUCCUACGCCAGCAGCGUAGAAGCACCCCCAAAAGAAAACCAGGAAUUUCGGAGCGCUGUUUUUUUUGAUGAGUUUACCUUUGUGGAGCUCAAAGGAAUCGCAGGAAACUACACUGUCUGCCAGAACGAUCUCUGCUGUCAUCUAAGCUACCGGAUGUCGGAGAAGCGAGAGGACGAGGUUUAUGCCUUCGGGGCAUUUGAUGGGUUACACACGGUGGAAGGACAGUACCACCUGCAGAUUUGUAUUCUGCUAAAGUGUAAAAGCACCAGUCUCCACACCUGUGGUGGUUCUGUGGACACGGCUUCCACCAGGUUUGAAAUGUUCUCCCUCAGCGGCACUUUCGGAACCCAGUAUGUCUUCCCUGAGGUGUUGCUGAGUGAAGUCAAGCUUGCCCCUGGGGAAUUUCAGGUGUCAAGUGACGGGCGCUUGUUUAGCCUGAAACCGACAUCUGGCCCCGUGCUAACUGUCAGUCUGUUUGGAAGGCUCUAUGAGAAGGACUGUGCAUCCAACGCUUCCUCGGACUUCAUAGCACGCUCACUGAUAAUUCUGCUGAUUGUAACCCCUAUCAUACAUUAUUUGUGCUGAUAGAGUUUUCACACUUUCUAUUUUGUUUAGAAUAAUUUAAAAUUGGUGGAUGAAGAAAAAAAAAUCUCUUGACCAACAGUGACCUCUGAUGUCAGAAAAUAACUAAAGUGCCUAUUUAGAGAAACAUGCACGCUAGAUGCAUUUCAGCAAAAUUAACAAAACUUUGAGUGUUGGUCUGUCUUGGAGCUGAGCUGUUGGACCAAAUGAAGAUCACACAUCUUUUUUCAGAGGAAAUAAAAAUUGCAGUUAAGAGGUA